CCCUAUCCCCGCUGUGUCCCCACGUCCCCCCCUCGUGUCCCCCCCCGUGCCCAAAGCUCCGCUGCGCCUUUAAGGGCGGAUGGGGGCGGCCCCUUUAGGGCGGGGGGGGGGCAGCAGCCGCCCGCGCACAGCGCCGGGGCCGCGCCGGCACGCCCUAAUUUAUCCCAAUAUUCCUGUUUUUUAUCCCUAGCUUUUAGUCCUGUACCCUACUUUUAUCCCUGUACCCCUAGCCUUACCCCUAUACCCUUACUUUUAAACCUAUACCCCUAUUUUUUAUCCUUAUCUCUUAUCCCUGCACCGUUUUUAUCCCUAUACUCCUAUUUUGUGUCCCUUUUAUCCCUAUAACCCUACUUUUAUUCCUAUAACCCUCCUUUUAUCGAUAUAUCCCUAUUUUAUCCCUAUAUUUCUAUUUUUAUCCCUUUUGAUCCCUACACCCCUACUUGUAUCCCUAUACCCCAACUCUUAUCCCUAUACCCCUACUUUUUUUCCCCUAUAUUCCUAUUUUUUACCCCUACUUUCACCCCCUAUACCCCAAUUCUAACCCCUAUACCCACUUCUCCCAUCCCCACCUCCCCCCAUGGCCCCCCCCCACCCCGCUCAGCCCCUGCCCCCCCUCCCCAAGCCCUAGGUGCCCCCACCCUCUCCCCCCAGCCCCAUAGGGUGCCAUGGGGACACUGUGGGUGCUGAGCCUGGCCGGGGCGCUGAGCCUGGCCGGGGCGCUGGCGGGUGACAGCGGGACACCACGAGCGGUGACACCGGCGGCGCUGGACACGGGGAGCACCAGGGAGGACCCCAUGGGACACGGACAGGGCCUGGACUGCAGGGAGGUGAGGAAGCACAACAGCUCCGAGUGGUGCCGCUUCGUGCGGGGCAACCCCGACUGCCAGCUGGAGGGCGGCUUCCUCGACUACCUCGGCGGCGUCUUCUGCGUCUUCCCCCCGGGGCUGCUGCCGCUGGCCGUCACCCUCUACGCCCUGUGGCUCCUCUACCUCUUCGUCAUCCUCGGCGUGACAGCCGAGAAGUUCUUCUGCCCCAACCUCUCGGCCAUCUCCACCAACCUGAAGCUGUCCCACAAUGUGGCAGGCGUCACCUUCCUGGCCUUCGGCAACGGGGCGCCCGACGUCUUCAGCGCCGUGGUGGCCUUCUCCGACCCACGGACAGCGGGGCUGGCUGUUGGGGCCGUCUUUGGCGCCGGCAUUUUUGUGACCACGGUGGUGGCCGGCGGCAUCGCGCUGGUCAAGCCCUUCACGGCCGCCUCCAGGCCCUUCCUCAGGGACGCCAUUUUCUACAUGGUGGCCGUCUUCCUCACCUUCCUCGUCCUCUACCUGGGCCGCAUCACACUGGGAGAGGCGCUGGGUUACCUGGGGCUCUACGUCUUCUACGUCUUCGCCGUGGUGCUCUGCACAUGGAUUCACCGCAGGCAGCGCGGGGAUGGGCUGGCCCCCCCCGGACCCUGGGAGCCAGAGAUGCCGACGGAUGCUGAGGAGCGGGAGUCCUCGGGCACCAACAGUGGGGACUACGGUGAGGAGUACCGGCCCCUGCUCCCCUACCACGAAACCUCCCUGCACAUCCUCGCCAGCGCCCUCAGCCCCUUGGACCAGCGCAAGUGGAGGAGGAAGCCCUGGUACUGGCGGCUCUUCAAGGUCUUCAAGGUCCCUGUGGAGCUGGUGCUGCUGCUCACCGUGCCCGUGGUGGACCCUGACAAGGACGACCUGAACUGGAAGAGACCCCUCAACUGCCUGCACAUCGUCACCAGCCCCCUGCUCUGCGUCCUCACCCUCAAGUCGGGUGCCUAUGGGUUGUACCAGAUCCAGGGCAUCUUCCCAGUCUGGGGACUGGUCAUGCUGGUUGGCUCUGUCCUGGCCAUCAUCAUCUUCCUCACCACGACCAACGAGGAGCCACCCAAGUACCACUGCGUGUUUGCCUUCCUCGGCUUCUUGGCCAGCGCCAUGUGGAUCAACGCCGCGGCCACGGAGCUGGUGAACAUCCUGCGGACCCUGGGCAUCAUCUUCCAGCUGAGCAACACGGUGCUGGGCCUGACGCUGCUGGCCUGGGGCAACAGCAUUGGGGACACCUUCUCCGACCUCACCAUGGCACGGCAGGGCUACCCCCGCAUGGCCUUCUCCGCCUGCUUCGGGGGCAUCAUCUUCAACAUCCUGGUGGGCGUGGGACUGGGCUGCCUGCUGCAGAUGACGAGCAGCCAGCUGGUGGUGAAGCUGGAGCCCGACAGCCUCCUGGUCUGGAUCCUGGCCGGAGCCCUGGGGCUGAGCCUGGUCUUCUCCUUCGUGGCGGUGCCGGCGCAGUGCUUCCAGCUGGGCAAGGCGUACGGCGUCUGCCUCAUCCUCUACUACCUGGCCUUCCUCUGUGUGGCCCUGCUGACCUGAGUUCAGGGUGAUCCGCCUGGCCACCGCCUGACCGCCCGCCCUCCCUGCCCUCGGCGCCACGGCUCCAGCCUCCGCCUGCUCGUGCGUUUUGAGAAGGGAAAAGGAGGCGCUGGGCAGCAGCCGAGUCCUCGCCCCGCUCUGGUUAACCUCGGUUAACUCUGAAUAGGGACGAGGUGAAAGGCUCAGCCACCCCCGGGCACAAGGGAGCAGGGCAGCCGCAGGGGAGGUUGCUCCUGGGCACCCGCUUCCCGUCCCCGUCCCCCUCCUGGGGCUGCGUGGGGAAACUGCAAAGUAAAGGCUUGAGUGCAAUUUUGGGGCUGGCUGUCGUUGCAGAGGGCAGCGAGCAUUCGUAACAUGGGGGGAAGAGCAAAAGAGGGGUUGAGGUGAGGCGAGGCAGCAGGGCAGAGUGCAAGCGAAGCUGGAAAGCAGCCCACAGGAGGCUGGUUUCUCCUCAUUUUUUUCUUUUUUUUAGCAAUGUUUUUCAACCUGCCUUUAGGAAUACUUCUGCUCCUGAGAGCACAGACAGAGCUGUAGCAAAAGGACUUGGUGCAGAGGUUUCCGUGCACACUGUUAGCCUCUGGCAAAACUAGGUUUAGACACUGUAAGAGGAGAAAAAAAAAACACAAAUUAAUUGCAAUUAAAAACCACACAACCUCAA
This is a messenger RNA of Anas platyrhynchos (mallard), 3042 nucleotides long. RefSeq names its product solute carrier family 8 member B1 (gene SLC8B1). Gene Ontology annotation, biological process: calcium export from the mitochondrion; intracellular calcium ion homeostasis. The record is from RefSeq and is a predicted model, not a curated record. Gene Ontology annotation, molecular function: calcium:sodium antiporter activity. NCBI's taxonomy places the organism in Eukaryota, Metazoa, Chordata, Aves, Anseriformes, Anatidae. Gene Ontology annotation, cellular component: membrane.